GGGGCUAUGGCGCUUCCUGACUGGAUGGUAACGCUGGUUGCCACCGCAUCCUUCUUCUGUUUCUUAUGUUUAUGUGUUCGCCACAGACGCAAAGUACAAGUGCAUUGGAGAAAAGUAUUCAGCAACAUAAUGGCCCGCACAGAGAAGCCGUUGUUCCGAAUCGCGUACACACUCUACACUAAGACCAGACUUGGCUACUUGUACUACAAGAGGCAAAUGAGGAAAGCCAGAGAACAGUACCCUGCUGGACACUCCACAUCUCAGCCAAUGGAGUUCAAUGGUAUUAAAAUUAUUCCCAUUCCGGUGCUCUCUGACAACUACAGCUACCUUGUGAUCGACACAGCCUCCAGUGUUGCAGUCGUUGUAGACCCUGCAGACCCUCAAAAAGUGCAGGCAGUUCUUGAGGAAGAGGGAGUGACUCUCGAAGCAAUACUCUGCACACACAAGCAUUGGGAUCACAGUGGGGGAAACAAAGGGUUGAAAAGGAUUCACAGCUCAUGCAGAGUAUACGGAAACACCGCUGAUAACAUUCCUGGCCUCACGCACCCUCUCUCACACAAGGAUUCAGUAACAGUGGGCCGUCUGCACUUUAAAGCCCUCUUCACUCCGGGACACACAGUGGGUCACAUGAUCUACCUCCUGGACGGCCAGACGGUCGACGCCCCAUCCAGCCUCUUCUCCGGUGACCUGGUGUUCCUCUCCGGAUGUGGGAGAACGUUCGAAGGUAGUUCCACAACAAUGCUGUCAUCUCUGGACACAGUCGCCUCCUUAAGUGAUGAAACUUUAUUAUGGCCUGGUCAUGAAUAUGCUGAGGACAACCUCCUGUUUGCUGCUGAGGUCGAGCCUCGUAACGCUGCCAGGGAAAACAAAUCUCAGUGGGUGCUGCUGCAGCGUGCCCAGAAGCUGUGCACGUGUCCCUCCACUAUCGGAGAAGAAAAGCAGUACAAUCCUUUCCUGCGGAGCCAAUCUGAAGAGCUCCAUGUGGCCCUGGGCGUCCAGCAGCUCCAGAACGAGGACUGGACCCAGUUCAGGGCCCGGGUGCUGGAGGAGCUGCGGAAACGCAAAGACCUCUUCAACAGGAGAUAGUACUGGAAACACUAAGCAGCUAAACACCUGGACUGGACAGUGGUACCAUGUGAAGCUAAGGUACUGAAUU
This is a messenger RNA of Gymnodraco acuticeps, 1156 nucleotides long. It is a transcript of the gene pnkd, whose product is annotated as PNKD metallo-beta-lactamase domain containing. The transcript is spliced from 9 exons. Gene Ontology annotation, molecular function: hydroxyacylglutathione hydrolase activity. The coding region runs from base 7 to 1086 and encodes 359 amino acids. The record is from RefSeq and is a predicted model, not a curated record. Gene Ontology annotation, cellular component: mitochondrion. NCBI's taxonomy places the organism in Eukaryota, Metazoa, Chordata, Actinopteri, Perciformes, Bathydraconidae.